AUGCAAAAGUUUGUGAUUGUGCACGCGGAUUUGCUGGCAAGAAAAGCACCUCAUAUGCAGAUGACUAUCCAGGCCCUCCAAGACGAGCUUCGGAUCCAACGGGACCUGAACCAGCUGUUCCAACAGGACAGCACCACUAGAACCAGUGAGCCCUUUGUGGCAGAGCUGACAGAGGAAAACUUCCAGCGACUUCACGCAGAGCACGAACGCCAGGCCAAGGAACUCUUCCUGCUACGGAAAACCUUAGAAGAGAUGGAACUGCGUAUUGAGACGCAGAAACAGACCUUAAAUGCACGUGAUGAGUCCAUCAAAAAGCUGCUGGAGAUGCUGCAGAGUAAAGGUCUGUCAGCAAAAGCUACUGAGGAAGAUCAUGAGCGAACAAGACGGUUGGCUGAGGCAGAGAUGCACGUGCACCACUUGGAGAGCCUUCUCGAACAGAAGGAAAAAGAAAACAACAUGCUGAGAGAGGAGAUCCAUCGUCGAUUUGAAAAUGCUCCUGACACAGCCAAGACAAAGGCUCUGCAAACUGUUAUCGAGAUGAAGGAUUCAAAAAUUUCUUCCAUGGAGCGUGGCCUCCGGGAUUUGGAAGAGGAGAUUCAGAUGUUGAAAUCAAAUGGAGCUCUGAGCACAGAGGAACGUGAAGAGGAAAUGAAGCAAAUGGAGGUGUACCGUAGUCAUUCCAAAUUCAUGAAAAAUAAGAUUGGUCAGGUGAAACAGGAGCUGUCACGCAAAGACACCGAGCUGCUGGCCUUGCAGACGAAGCUGGAGACCCUCACCAAUCAGUUCUCUGACAGCAAGCAGCAUAUUGAAGUUCUGAAAGAGUCUCUUACAGCUAAAGAGCAAAGAGCUGCCAUCCUGCAGACAGAGGUGGAUGCGUUACGAUUACGCCUGGAAGAGAAGGAGACUAUGCUCAAUAAGAAGACAAAGCAGAUUCAGGAGAUGGCAGAGGAGAAGGGGACUCAAGCAGGAGAGAUCCAUGACCUCAAAGACAUGUUAGAGGUGAAGGAACGCAAAGUUAAUGUUCUUCAGAAGAAG
Antrostomus carolinensis (chuck-will's-widow) is the source of this 1035-nucleotide messenger RNA. RefSeq names its product ELKS/Rab6-interacting/CAST family member 1. Gene Ontology annotation, biological process: regulation of synaptic plasticity; maintenance of presynaptic active zone structure; neuromuscular synaptic transmission. The annotation marks the transcript as partial. The transcript is spliced from 6 exons. Gene Ontology annotation, cellular component: cytoskeleton of presynaptic active zone. The record is from RefSeq and is a predicted model, not a curated record. Lineage: Eukaryota; Metazoa; Chordata; Aves; Caprimulgiformes; Caprimulgidae. Gene Ontology annotation, molecular function: structural constituent of presynaptic active zone.